AUUCAUAGAGUCAACUGAUCCAUUUCUUAUUUGGAUCUUUGAAAAUUGCCCCCAUUUUGAUGACCCACGUAUUUCACAGAUUACAAUACGAAAAAUAAAUAAAUUAGAGUAGGGGUAAUUUUGUAUAUAUAAGCCAGCAGCUACAAACUUCUAGGUAUAAAAACCCCCAAUCUCUCUCCCUCCACUGUUCUACAACGAACUCAGGCUUAUAAAGAUCAUUUUUUUUACAUCUUACAGAUCUUGAUCAGUAAGAAGAAUGGCAACUUUUGAAUUAUACCGCCGAUCAACAAUUGGUAUGUGCUUGACGGAAACAUUGGAUGAGAUGGUUUCGAAUGGGGUUCUUAGUCCGGAGCUUGCUAUUCAAGUCCUUGUUCAGUUCGAUAAGUCAAUGACAGAAGCUCUUGAUAGUCAAGUUAAAAGCAAGGUGACCAUAAAGGGGCACUUGCACACCUACAGAUUCUGUGAUAAUGUGUGGACUUUCAUUGUUCAAGAUGCCAUCUUCAAGUAUGAUGAAACCCAGGAGAAUGUUGGUCAAGUUAAAAUAGUGGCAUGUGACUCCAAGCUUCUUACUCAGUGA
Molecule: messenger RNA, 577 nt
Organism: Lactuca saligna
Lineage: Eukaryota; Viridiplantae; Streptophyta; Magnoliopsida; Asterales; Asteraceae
Source: the annotation of a GenBank genome assembly